GAGCUGAAUAUUUGAAGCACCACUCGGGCGCGCUUCGCAACCCGCAGCCUCUGAUCUGAUGGGUUUUUCAUGGUUUUUCACGGCGUUUACUGCCUGGUAAAGGCUGAAAAAAAAUUGGAGUCAUACGUGCAAAAUGUUCAUCAAAUGUUGCGCAUUGUGGCUCGAAACUUCGGAGGGUCACUGCUGCGGAGAACACCAGUGGAGCAGCGGCUUCGGAACCGCGAAGAUGGCACCCAAGUUUGAUCCCAACGAGGUGAAGGUGGUCUUUCUGAGACAGUAUGGUGGUGAGCAGGCGCCUUCAUCCGUGCUGGCGCCGAAGGUGGGCCCUUUGGGCAUGUCACCCAAGAAGGUGGGUGAUGACAUUGUCAAGGGCACCAGCCAGUGGAAGGGCAUCCGGGUCACUGUGAAGUUGACCAUCCAGAACCGACAAGCCAAGGUGGACGUGGAGCCCAACGCCACCAGCCUCAUCAUCAAGGCGCUGAAGGAGCCAUUGCGUGACAGGAAGAAGACCAAGAACAUCAAACACAGUGGCAACCUCACCAAGAAUGUGUUCCUGGACAUCUGCCGGCAGAUGAGGAAGAAGAGCUUGGCCAAGGAGUUCAAGGGCACGGCCAAAGAGAUCCUGGGCACCUGCUUCGCGGUGGGCUGCACGGUGGAUGGCCAGAAGCCCGGCGCCUUGCAACAGGCCAUCGAUGAAGACGAGUGGGAGCUGCCCACCGAGUGA
This is a messenger RNA of Cladocopium goreaui, 724 nucleotides long. The record is from the annotation of a GenBank genome assembly. Lineage: Eukaryota; Dinophyceae; Suessiales; Symbiodiniaceae.